AAAUGUCCAAUUGUCAUUCCGCCAAUUGUCAACAGCAACAUGGCUGUGGUCAUUGAGACUACGGUCGGCGAUUUGACUGUUGAUUUGUUCGUUGACAAGCGUCCGCGUGCUUGCCUCAAUUUCCUUAAACUGUGCAAACUCAAGUACUAUAAUUACAAUUUAUUUCACAAUAUCGAGCAUGGGUUCAUUGCUCAGACGGGCGACCCAAGCGGCGUCGGGGACGGCGGCGAAUCAGUUUGGGGUGUCGUCGAGGGAGUUCAUAAAAGAUAUUUCGAAGCGGAAAGCUUGCCGAAAAUCAAACACACAACCGCCGGAUUACUGUCGAUGGUGAGCGUGGGGAAAAACAUGGUUGGCUCGCAGUUUUUCUUCACUUUGGGACCAGAUUUGACUUCGUUGGAUGGCGUCCACUGCGUUAUUGGGGAGGUUACUGAAGGAUUCGAGGUGUUGCGCAAACUCAACGAAGCAAUCGUAGAUGAAAAGUACCGUCCCUACCAGGACAUCCGAGUAACACACACAGUCAUCUUGGAAGACCCCUUCGACGAUCCUCGCGGCUUUCAAAUUCCAAGUCGAUCGCCAUCUCCGAACCCUGAACGUUUGAAAAAUGGCAGAAUUGGUGCCGAUGAAGAUAUCGACGAUACGGAAGGCAAAACGCCGCAAGAAAUCCAGGAAAUGUUGCAAGAACGCGAGGCCAAGGCACGAGCAACAAUCUUGGAAAUCGUAGGUGAUCUUCCGGACGCUGAUAUUGCUCCGCCUGAAAACGUCUUGUUCGUUUGUAAGUUGAAUCCCGUCACCACUGAUGACGACCUGGAAAUAAUUUUCAGCCGGUUCGGAAAAGUUAAAGGCUGCGAAGUCAUCAGGGAUAAGGUUACGGGCGACUCUCUCCAAUACGCAUUCGUCGAGUUCGAGGAUAAGAAAGCCUGCGAGAACGCCUACUUUAAAAUGGACAACGUCCUCAUAGACGAUCGACGGAUACACGUCGACUUCUCACAAUCCGUCGCGAAGGUUAAGUGGCGCGGUAAAGGUCGUGGUAUUGUCCGGGAUGACGGCAAAGAUGGGGGAAAGUUGGAUUUUAAUGACUUGCGAGGGCCUAGCAAACCUAUAAAGAGAGAAAGAGGCAGAGAGCGCCGUGAAGACGCAAACGACUAUCCCAAGAACGGCAAGGCAGAGGAUAGUCGCCCCGAGCGCCCUCGAAACAAAUCCAAGAGCAGAUCCAGAAGCCGCACCCCGAGACGAAACAAAAGUCGAACAAAAAGCCGGUCCCCGACCAGCAGAAAUAACCAACGCCGCGAGCGAUCGGAUAGCCGCUCGAGGAAUACCGGCAGAAGAGGUGGAUACGAUAGAAACAGUCGAUCUCCAUCAAAUCACAACCGAUUUUCCCGCGACUCAGAAUAUCGACGGCCGCCCAACAACUAUAGGAACUUCAACAGACCCUAUGGAAACCGCGGCAGAGGGAGAUACUCAGGCGGCAAUUAUUUCAACUCACGUCCUUAUGCGAGAAGAUAUGACAACAGGCGCUCGCGCAGCAGAUCGCCGUAUAGGUCAAAUAGUAACCGCUCACGUGACCGUUCUCCAGCAUAUGAUCGUCACGCUCAAAGAUAUGACGAUCGGCGCAACAAAUAUCGGAGCCGCUCACGUGAUCGUGACGACAAUAGAACAAAAGAAGAGAACAGAUAUUAUGCUAAGACGAACGACUUCCGUCAGCCCUAUUCGAAUGAAAGAAACAGACAAGAAAGGCAUUCGGAGCGCGAAACUUCCGGAAGAGACCAAAGGGUGUCGUCAAACAAGAAAAGCAGAGAAGCCAACAGGAAGAAGGAAAGUUCUUCAUCGUCAAGCGAAGACACUUCAUCUUCUUCGUCUGAAUCGUCAUCCUCGUCGAGUGAGGAGGAACGAAGGAAGCGGAGACGGAAGAAAUCGUCCAAGAAAAGCACCAAAAAGAAGACCAAGAAGCGUCAGCCUAGCACUUCGUCUUCAGACUCGUCCUCGUCAGAUUCAAGUAGUGAUUAAGUCCAGCGGAAUUUCAAGUGUUGUACCUUGCAAUGGAGAUUGCCUGUAAAUAAAGUUGUGAAUAUGUGUAACA
Molecule: messenger RNA, 2077 nt
Organism: Hermetia illucens (black soldier fly)
Lineage: Eukaryota; Metazoa; Arthropoda; Insecta; Diptera; Stratiomyidae
Product: peptidyl-prolyl cis-trans isomerase sig-7
Exons: 2
Coding region: 40-2004 (654 amino acids)
Biological process (GO): protein peptidyl-prolyl isomerization
Cellular component (GO): nucleus
Molecular function (GO): RNA binding; peptidyl-prolyl cis-trans isomerase activity
Source: RefSeq, a predicted model, not a curated record